This is a messenger RNA of Laccaria bicolor S238N-H82, 1368 nucleotides long. RefSeq lists its product as uncharacterized. Lineage: Eukaryota; Fungi; Basidiomycota; Agaricomycetes; Agaricales; Hydnangiaceae. Bases 1 to 1368 code for a protein of 455 amino acids. The transcript has 4 exons. The record is from RefSeq and is a predicted model, not a curated record.
AUGGACGACCCGCCGUACACAUCUCCCGACGAGGACCCCUUCAAUGUUCAGCCUUUGCUGAAGCAGCCGAGGCGUCGACGCUCAAGCAUGCUUGAUAGAUGGAUCAAAGACCAACAAGCACUUCCCUCAGACGCCCACGAUGAAACCUUACGAGCAAAGAACGACUCCAAGCUCAGCCCAUACCUUGCAUACCCAGAACUGAUGCCCUCCAGUGUUGCACCACACAACGACAUCUCCACCCUUCAUAGCUAUGACCUCGUAGAAGAUGACGAUAUCCCACAGACGACACAGCCAGUGUCAGAGCUUCCCUCCACUCCGACUGCGUCGCGUUCCCCCAAAGGCUCUAAAAGCCGUACCCCAUCCUCUUUUCGACAUUUUAAUCUCCCUUUUCGAGCCAGUUACCCCGCCGCACCCCCAUCUCCCACAGGCGCCAACAACACGCCAACUCGUCCCUUGUCUCGCUUGUCACUCUUUCCGCGGAGCCCACGCCAUAGUUCAAGUACAGCUACCACUGCCACAACACCUCAGCAUGUUCGGUCCUCGAGUCUCUCGACGACCAAUACAAGCGUGUAUGAUCAAUCGCCAAAGGUUUCGGCAGCGUCUCCACCUAAAUGGCGUCCAAGUGUCCUUGGCCAUUUUUCACAAUCAUCUAUUGCUCAGCCCUCGAUGUUGCCCUCGGAUCCAAAUUAUACGCCCUCUCGUCCCAGUGUAUCUUCCGGCGAUACGUCAAACACAAAUGCAUCUCGAGCUCUUACAACGCCGGAGCUUUCUAUACCCCCAUCUCCUUCUAAACUCUCCCUCUUCAACUCCAUUCGCACUCGCAACCGGUCGUCUGGAAGUUUUUUCAAGUCCCAGAACAGCGUAGCUUCUUCCAGCUCGAUAUGGCACCCCCGAGCAAUUAGUGAAGACUUCUCUCCGAAUGGAUCUGAUUGUAUCACGGGAUCAACAUCCACUCUUCCUCGUCGAGCGCCAUUCGCACCGAAACCUGGCUCCCUUCUCAACAACAUGAGCAAUGCAGACGAACUUGACGGUCAUACUUCAUCUCGCCCUAAUAAACGUGAUUCUUUGCGGGGGGUCGUGAUUAUGACAUCUGGAGGCACUCUGUCUCGUGCCGCUUUUUCUCCAUUGAGCUCUCGGACUCAAAAGAAAAAGAAGAAGCUUGUCAUAAGUGGUGUUGGCGUAAACGAAGUCCGGAAAUUCGAAGGAGUGAAGCGAUGGUGUGAGAUAUCGCGAGCACCCAAUGGUGACCUGCAUGUUGACUUUCGUCGGGCCGAUGUAGCGGACACGGUUUGCCGCGUACGCGCCAAAGUCUUCAUCGCUGGUGUUGGCAGCGUACAGCUCUCGUGGUACACUGGCGACAAGCGAUGA